Messenger RNA from Schizophyllum commune H4-8, 1324 nucleotides. RefSeq lists its product as uncharacterized. The record is from RefSeq and is a predicted model, not a curated record. The coding region runs from base 24 to 1169 and encodes 381 amino acids. The transcript has 7 exons. Lineage: Eukaryota; Fungi; Basidiomycota; Agaricomycetes; Agaricales; Schizophyllaceae.
UGAACGUGCCUCAGCCUCGCACAAUGGAGAAGUACAGCGCGUACAGGGAUCCGGGGACAGGAAUACAGCCAUUCCUCACUCCCGUUCCUCCCCUUACCUCCAACAACUUGACCACUCUUGCUGUGCCCCUUGUAUACGCUCUUGGUGCAGUACGAUUUGUAUUGUUUCUCGCUCUGGUUCUGGUCCAUGUUGUACUCGUAGACGGUCUUUGCCUUGUGUUCCGGAUACUUCCACCACUUCAUAGGCUCAUAACCGGAAUCUUGACGAAGAUUACCACUCGCGCUAUCCUCUUCGUAUGCGGCUUCUUUUGGAUCCCGGUGGAGGUCGUGACACGGCAGCGAGGCCGCUUGGCUCAGAAGCCAAUCCCAUGGCGCCCCAGAGCGGGGGAUAUCAUCGUCAGCAACUGGGUCUCUUGGAUCGAGUUGCUAUGGCUCGCAUUCCAAUUCAAUCCUAUCUUUGUCUACCCAACAGUUGACGCGCUACCAAAGACACCCGCGCAGACGUCUCCUCCCUUGCCCGUCUCGCACACGCCUGGACGUCGAACUGGAACCGGCUCCGCCGCGAUCACUGCUCCAGCGACGCGCGAUGCCAUGCCGCGCGCACAUAUUACGGGCUUCCGCACCGCGUCGCUCCUGGAGAUGGUGCGCUCGACCGGGAGCGUCCUGCCCCAACCAGGCCAAGGCCGCCCACUGGAGGACAUCCGGAGGGCAGCGAACCGGCCGAUCGUUGUUCUCCCCGAAUGCACGACGAGCAAUGGGAGAGGACUCCUUCGCUUCGCGGACGUGUUCCGGCGCACGACAACGCCGAAGAACUGCAAUGUCUUCGUGAUGUGUACGAGAUGCGACCCGCCGACUGCGUGGACGCCAACACCUACUUUGUCCAUUCCGUCGACCACGCUUAAUCCUCUCGCUCACGCUUUCAAGCUCUGCGCCACGUUGAUACCGCCAACGCUAUCCAUUCGUUUGCUUUCGAUGGCAGAGCUCCCGAGUACGGGUACCUUCAUCGCGAGCGAGGUUCUCGGCGCCAGCUCCCCCGCGCUUGGGAGCGAUGGACAGUUGACAGAAGUCUGCGCAACACUCAUUGCGCAAAUCGGGAAGAUGAAGAGAGUGGGUUUGGGCUGGGAGGAUAAGCUGGCGUUCUUGGAGUUUUAUCGUACCAAGCGAAGAUAGCACUCGACGACGAUUAGCAAAUGCCGCCAGUGCUUUUGGGUUCAGAAGCGUCAUCUUGUGGUGGAUGAAGUCAAGUUCUCUCUGUUUGUAAAGAAGAGCAUCUUGUCACAAGCUAUGCGCGACCGUUGCCACUGAUACAGAAAGCUAAGACCAGG